CAGCGAGCAGAUUUGAUCGCGCGUGCGGGCGAAUCUGGCUUGCCACGACAAAGGGCUGCGCUUGUCACGACAAAAGGGCUGCCCUUGGAGCGCACCUGCAACAUGCCGGGCUGGCUCGUCAUCCUCAUCGUCAUCCUCUGCGUCCUCGUGUUCAUGAUGCUGAUCAACCCAACCGGUCCCUGCCACUGGUGCCCGUACUUCUGCCACAACCGACGAGCCUCCAAUAAUAACGCCGAUGCUGAUGCGGAGCUUCAGCCUGUCGACCCGUCGAAUGUGAAAGUUUUAGAGCCGUAAGACAUGGACGUUCCGGAAGCGAAGCGCGCAAAGCGAGAGCCGCGCCUCGACGUUGUCGCACGCAUGCUCGACUGGCUUAUCGCCGCCGGCGCCACGGGCCUCGACGCUAUCAAAGUGCAGGCGACGCCGGACGGGGGCGUCGGAGUGGCGUCGGGCGACGCGGGCAUCGCGCCUGGUGAAGCGAUAGCUUCCAUACCAGCGACGUGCGUGAUGAGCGUGGGCCGGUCCGCAGCAAGCGCCGUAGGUCGAGCGUGCAACGCGCUAUCCUCGCCGCCGAGCCCAGAGUACGUGCUCUGGCUCGAUAUGGCCUUGGGGCGGCGUGACGAGUCGCACGCGUCGCACCCUUACCUCGCGGCGCUGCCGAGGGACGCUCCCGACGUGGCGUCGUGGACGGCCGAAGAGCUCGCUUCGCUCGCCGGCACGGACGUCGGCGCGGCCGCAGCUGACGCCAACGAGGUUCUUGCAGCGGAGCACGAGCGGAUACAUGCGUUGCUGGGCCCCGCAUACGAGGUUCCGCUCGAGGAGAUGCGCUGGGCGCGGGGCUGCUACCUGUCUCGUCGCUUCCCGCCGCGACUUCUGGACGCCGAGGCACCGUCGGCGGGCGCACCGGGCGUUCUUCUCCCGUUCUUUGACCUGCUCAACCACGGCAAGGGUACAGAAAUCGAGUGGCGCGGCGACGGGCAAUCUGUGGCGUUCGCGGCUGGUGCCGACGGCAUCGAGGCGCAAGCGGAAAUCUUCAAUAACUACGGCUCGAAGGCGAACGAUGAAUUGUUACUGGCUCACGGCUUUGCGCUCCAGAAUAAUGAACACGACCGCUUCGCCCUUAAGAUGACGGUGGCUUCCGGGGACGGCCGAAGGACGCUCGGACCGUUCUACCUGCGCCGCGGAGGCGACUUCCCGCGCGCGCUGUGGCGAGCGCUCGCCGACCCGACGGGCGACCCCGUGUCCUCCGAUUCGGACUCUCCGCCUGAAAUCGACGCCGAGGCAGUGGAAGUCCUCCUCGCGACGUUAGAGCGCAAGCUCGCUCCGUUCAAGAGGUCGGAAAUUGCCGACGCCAAGGCGGCGCUAGGCGCCGGCCGGUCCGCGUCGGUCGCAUUCUAUAGGAAUGGGCAGCGCGAGAUCCUCGAGGACGCCGUCGAGGCGCUGCGAAGUAUGCUAGGAUAACUUCAGUGUACCACGGUC
This is a messenger RNA of Pelagomonas calceolata, 1476 nucleotides long. The record is from the annotation of a GenBank genome assembly. NCBI's taxonomy places the organism in Eukaryota, Pelagophyceae, Pelagomonadales, Pelagomonadaceae.